Molecule: messenger RNA, 7704 nt
Organism: Lotus japonicus
Lineage: Eukaryota; Viridiplantae; Streptophyta; Magnoliopsida; Fabales; Fabaceae
Exons: 5
Coding region: 1-6942 (2313 amino acids)
Biological process (GO): DNA integration
Molecular function (GO): nucleic acid binding; RNA-DNA hybrid ribonuclease activity
Source: RefSeq, a predicted model, not a curated record
AUGGAAGGACUUGAACAAUCUCAAGAAGAGCUGAGGAGUGAAGUGAACCAGAUGAAGGAGCAAAUGGAAAAAAUCUUAGAAGCUGUGCAGGCGCUCGGAAGAAGAGAAAGCACAGAAGGGAUCCCUUCGAGUGGCGUUGGAGAUCAUGUGACCACUCCAGCUUACCCACCUGGCUUCGAGCCUCAACCUCUGAUCAUUACUCCCCAAGGGGUGAUGUUUCGUUCCGCGCUCCCACAUAACUCCAAUAUCUCUUCGCAAGCAGCGUCACAAUCAUUUAUGCCGUUCUAUGGCAUCCCUCAGAACUAUACGUCUACAGUUGAUCCAAACCCGCUCUUGGGAUUUGCGUCUGAGAUUGGUACAAACUCUGGAAAUCCCACUGCAAACCUGCAGAAUAUCACCCAGCCACAAGAUCACGCCUACACUACUCUGGAAGGAUCUACAGUUAUGACCACUGCUCCUGUGUCACAUCCUCACCAUGCCACACCUGCUCAUGGGCAACCACAAACUACCCUUCACCUUCAAGCAUCCCUGGAAAAUCCCGUACCUCCUCCCUCUGUUUAUGCACAUGCACCGCAUAUUCAAACUGUUGUGGAGGAAGCUCUUACGGGCCUAACCAAAGACGCGUCGAAAGGACAAUUUGCAAUGUUAGAAGAAAGUGAAGCAGACUUGUGCUUAGUCCCGGAUAUCGUCAUUCCUCCAAAGUUCAAGGUACCUGAGUUCGAUAGAUACAAAGGGACCACUUGCCCAAAGAAUCAUCUAACAAUGUAUUGCAGAAAAAUGGCAUCCUAUGCGUAUGACGACAAAUUACUAAUCCAUUUUUUCCAAGAUAGUCUCUCUGGGGCAGCAUCAAGUUGGUAUACACAGUUAGAACGAAGUCACAUUCGCUCUUGGAAGGAUCUCGCCGAUGCGUUCCUGAAGCAAUACAAGUUCAACUUGGAUAUGGCCCCUGAUCGGAUACAUCUUCAGAAUAUGCUGAAAAAAGGGAAUGAGACAUUUAAAGAGUAUGCCCAGAGAUGGAGGGAGAUAGCGGCUCAAGUAUACCCUCCAGUGACUGAUAAGGAGAUGAUAACUAUGUUCGUCGAAACCCUUCAGCCCCCAUUUUACGAUCAUAUGGUUGGAAGCGUCUCUUCCAAUUUUGCAGAUAUGGUAACCGUUGGGGAAAGAGUAGAAAGUGGAAUGCGUACCGGGAGAAUUGCUCAAGCCUCGGGUGGAAUUCCGAGUACGAGGAAACCUACCUACAAUGGCGGAAGGAAGAAAGAAGGUGAAGCACAUGUUGUAGGUUUUGCAGGGCAGGACAGGCAAGCUAACAAUGUCCAUUACUCACCUCGCGCUCAGCCACAGUACCAGACGGUGGCCAACAUUCCACCCUCUACGACUCAAGCACCGCCCUCAGCUCCUGCACAUCCUAGGCAAAAUUUUAGACCAAAUCAAGGUUCUUGGUCUAAUACAAACCAGAGGAGCGGAGAAAGGAGACGUUUCGACCCAAUGCCCAAGACAUACUCAGAGCUACUACCACACCUCAUCAGUAAUUCAUUGGUUGUUCCUACGCCACUGAGGCCCGUUGAACCCCCAUAUCCGAAAUGGUAUGACCCAAAUGCUAAGUGUGACUACCAUGCGGGUGCGAUAGGUCACUCCACUGAAAACUGUUGGCCACUGAAACACAAGGUGCAAGCUCUGAUUGAUGCUAAAUGGUUGACCUUCACAGAAGAGGCAGAUCCAAACAUCAAGAAGAACCCUCUCCCGAAUCAUGGGGAGCAGUCUACCAAUGCAAUUGAGGAAAGUCUCGGUCAAGAAAUGGUGGAAAACGUAGAUGAAGUGAAGACUCCCAUGGGUGUAAUCUUCGUUGAGAUGUGCAAGUACGGCAUGAUAAGCGGGAGUCUAGAUAAGAAGGAGAUGUGUGGUCUCCACCCCGGGUCACAUCACUUGAUCCAGGAUUGUGAAGAGUUUAAACUGGUUCUCCAAAACCUAAUGGAUGAGAAACUGGUACAGGUUUGUCGUGCAGUGAACAACGGUGACGUAUGCGCGAUUGAUGAGCAAGCACCCCCAUUUCGAAAGCCCUUGGUUAUCCCGUAUGUGAAAACUGGCCCUGUCAGCACCCCCACAAUACCAACUCCACUCAUGAUACGCAUGCCAACUCCUUUUCCAUAUAAGGACAAUAAGGCAGUGUCGUGGAAGUAUGACCUAGAGGUUUAUCCGAAUAACUCCCAGCUGAAGAUUAGUGGUCGUGAUACUCCAGUUGUUACCAACAUUUCUGGAAUCGGGAGGAUGACCCGCAGUGGGCGAAUCUAUGGCCGACCAGAAGAUGAUAAAGACAAACCUAAAGAAGCACCGGUGAGCGAAAAAGGAAAAGAGAAAACGGGUGGAGAGGCUGCCAAUGAAAAGAUCGAGGAAAUAGCACAAGAAUCAAAACCUGUGUCUGAUGAGGAGGUGUGCGAAUUGCUGAAAUUCAUAAAGCAAAGUGAGUAUGCAGUGGUGGACCAGUUGAAUCGCAUCCCGGCAAAGAUUUCUCUGUUGGCCCUCUUAAUGAAUUCAGAUCCCCAUAGAAAAGCAUUGUUGAAGGUCUUGAAUGAGGCGCAUGUAACCCAAGACAUCUCAGUGGGUAGGUUUGAAGGAAUUGUUGGUAAUAUCACAGCUAAUAAUUUCUUGGCGUACUCUGACGCUGAGAUUCCCUCUGAAGGCAUUACACACAACAAAGCUUUGUACAUUUCUCUCAAAUGCAUGGAUCAUAUUAUGGCAAAAGCUCUUGUUGAUAAUGGAUCAUCUGUUAAUGUGCUGCCAAAGCCGACAUUUGAUAGACUACCAGCUGGAAGACUGCAAAUGAGGCCUAGUCCUAUGAUUGUGAAGGCUUUCGAUGGUACGAGAAGAGAAGUGUUGGGAGAGAUUGAUUUGCCAGUUUUGGUCGGGCCAGUAACCUUCAUUAUGACUUUCCAAGUGAUGGAUAUGGUGCCGGCAUAUAGCUGUCUCUUGGGAAGGCCCUGGAUGCAUCCUGCAAAGGCCUUGCCAUCCACCCUUCACCAGAAGAUCAAGUUCAUAGUUGAUGAUAAGCUUGUCAUAGUGUCCGCUGAGGAAGACAUGUUGAUAAGCAAGCCAAUAACAGCCCCUUAUAUAGAGGCUGCUGAGGGAGCUGUGGAGGCUUCUUUCCAAUCCUUAGAGAUAGCUAAUGCUACCUAUGUGAAGGAAAAAGCACCGAUUCUGAGGACCGAAUUAUCUGGGGCAUCACCUGCUGCUAAGAUGAUGAUAGAAAAGGGUUACCAAUACGGUUGCGGAUUGGGAAAGGAAGGCCAAGGCAGAACCAAUCUGGUGGAAAUCCCAAUCAACAAAGACCGUUCUGGACUUGGAGCGCUGGAUUCGCUUUUUUUAAGCCAGGUCGCCAUGGCUGCAGAAGAAGCACCUGGAAAUGAACGUGUUGAUCUUGUUCUUCCCUGUGAGCCUGACUCAGAACUCGACAACUGGGAAAUUCUUGAGCUUCCCGUGGUCCUUAGCCCAGAUUCAAAGUACGAAAGUGAUUCUCUUGACGGUGACAGCGCUAGCCCUUUAUCCCAUGAUUUUGAUCGUCCCGUUAAUCAAGCUGAUGAAGUUGAGGAAGAUGAGUGGGAGCCCUCCCCCGAUCUCUUGAGGCUCGUGGAUGAAGAGGAUAGAAAAAUCGAGCCGCAUGAGGAGCCAAUGGAAGUGAUCAAUUUGGGGUCUGAGGAGAACAAAAAGGAGGUCAAGAUUGGCACUUGUAUAAAGGGAGAUGCGCGUGGCAAACUAGUUUCAUUACUCUUUGAAUAUGUUGAUGUCUUCGCAUGGUCUUACCAGGACAUGCCUGGGCUCGACCCUGCAAUCGUAGUGCACAAGUUGCCCAUGAAACCUGAAUGCUCACCGGUCAAGCAAAAGUUGAGGCGCAUGAAGCCUGAGAUGUCGCUGAAAAUAAGAGAAGAAGUUAAAAAACAAUUUGAUGCAGGGUUCUUGGCUGUCUCGAAGUAUCCCCAAUGGGUUGCAAACAUUGUCCCAGUCCCCAAGAAAAAUGGCCAAGUUCGUAUGUAUGUGGAUUAUAGGGAUUUGAAUCGAGCCAGCCCCAAAGACGAUUUCCCCCUGCCUCACAUUGAUGUAUUGGUAGAUAACACUGCUCACCAUUCGUUCUUCUCAUUCAUGGAUGGUUUCUCGGGUUACAAUCAGAUUCGAAUGGCCCCUGAAGACAUGGAAAAAACGACAUUCAUCACGUUAUGGGGAACCUUCUGUUAUAAGGUGAUGUCAUUUGGUUUGAAAAAUGCUGGGGCAACCUAUCAAAGGGCAAUGGUCACCUUGUUUCAUGACUUGAUGCACAAAGAGAUUGAAGUUUAUGUGGAUGAUAUUAUUGCAAAGUCAACAACUGAAGAAGAGCACAUAGCAAAUCUGCAUAAGUUGUUCGAACGACUGAGAAAGUUUAAGCUUCGGUUAAACCCCGCCAAGUGCACCUUCGGAGUGAAGUCUGGGAAAUUGUUGGGAUUCAUAGUGAGCCAGAAAGGAAUAGAAGUUGAUCCAGACAAAGUACGAGCAAUCCAGGAGAUGCCAGCCCCACGUACAGAAAAAGAGGUUCGCGGUUUCUUAGGGAGGCUGAAUUACAUUGCUAGGUUCAUAUCCCAGCUCACUGCCACAUGUGAGCCCAUCUUUAAAUUGAUGCGUAAGAAUCAAUCGAUGGAGUGGAAUGAUGAUUGUCAACGUGCUUUUGAAAAGAUCAAACAAUACUUGCAGAACCCUCCUGUACUGGUGCCUCCCGUUCCAGGGCGACCACUUAUAAUAUAUCUAACAGUCCUGGAGGGGUCCAUGGGGUGUGUCCUGGGGCAACAUGAUGAGUCUGGAAGGAAGGAACAAGCCAUCUACUAUUUGAGUAAAAAGUUCACUGACUGUGAAGCCAGGUAUUCAUUGUUAGAACGAACUUGUUGUGCUUUGGCUUGGGCCGCUCGGCGAUUGAGACAGUAUAUGUUGAGUCACACAACUUGGUUGGUCUCCAAAAUGGAUCCAAUUAAAUACAUAUUCGAAAAGCCUGCUCUCACUGGACGGAUUGCAAGAUGGCAAAUGCUCCUAUCAGAAUACGAUAUUCUGUAUGUCACUCAGAAGUCUGUAAAAGGCAGUGCACUCGCAGAUUUCCUGGCACAUCAACCUUUGAACGAUUACCAGUCGAUGCAAUGUGAAUUCCCAGAUGAGGAUAUAAUGGCAUUAUUUGAAGAAGGAGAAACUUCAAGAGACGGCAAAUGGGUCCUCUUUUUUGAUGGGGCAUCAAACAUGCUUGGACAUGGGAUAGGAGCUGUAUUGAUUUCUCCGGAAAAACAAUAUAUUCCAAUCACGGCCAGGUUAUGCUUUGACUGUACAAAUAACAUAGCAGAGUAUGAAGCAUGUGCAAUGGGAUUGCAAGCAGCCCUGGAGACCAAAAUAAGAAACUUAGAGGUGUAUGGGGAUUCAGCAUUAGUAAUCCACCAGUUGAAAGGGGAGUGGGAAACGCGAGAUGCAAAGUUAAUCCCUUACCAAUCCUACAUUAGAGAGUUGAUGGAGGAAUUUGAUGAGGUUAACCUUCACCAUAUCCCUCGAGAAGAUAAUCAGUUGGCAGACGCUUUGGCAACUUUGUCAUCAAUGUUUGAAGUCAGCCAGGAUGGUGAGAUGCCUCUCAUAAAAACUCAAAAUCAUGAUAAACCUGCAUAUUGCCAAGUUGUGGAAGGGGAGCCUGACGGGAAACCAUGGUAUUAUGACAUCAAGAAGUACAUCAAGUGCAAAGAGUACCCAUCAGUUGCUACUGAAAAUGAUAAAAGGACCCUGAGGAGACUGGCCACCAGUUUCUUUCUGAACGGGGAUGUCCUCUAUAAGAAAAACUUGGACCUCGUACUCCUUCGAUGUGUGGAUGCAACUGAAGCACAAAGAAUCAUCGACGAAAUCCAUGAAGGUUCCUUUGGGACCCAUAUGAAUGGGCAUACAAUGGCAAAGAAAAUCUUAAGAGCAGGAUAUUACUGGCUCACCAUGGAAACAGACUGUUGUAAUCACGUAAAGAAAUGCUACAAGUGUCAAGUGUACGCUGAUAAUAUCAAUGCUUCCCCAGUGUCUCUGAAUGUUAUGACGACACCUUGGCCAUUCUCAAUGUGGGGAAUAGAUGUGAUUGGACCCAUCGAACCAAAGGCAUCAAAUGGGCACCGCUUCAUCUUGGUGGCGAUUGACUAUUUCACCAAAUGGGUGGAAGCCUCGUCUUAUGCAAGUGUGACAAAGAAUGUGGUGGUGAGAUUCAUUAAAAAGGAGCUGAUUUGUCGAUAUGGUCUCCCAAGCAAGAUUAUCACAGAUAAUGGAACUAACCUGAACAACAAGAUGAUGAAAGAGUUGUGUGAUGAUUUCAAAAUCCAGCACCAUAAUUCGACUCCGUAUCGUCCAAAGAUGAAUGGGGCGGUCGAGGCGGCUAAUAAGAACAUCAAGAAGAUCGUUCAAAAGAUGGUCGUAACUUAUAAAGAUUGGCAUGAUAUGCUCCCUUUCGCCUUGCAUGGCUACCGCACUUCUGUGCGAACUUCCACUGGUGCUACCCCUUUUUCCUUGGUGUAUGGUAUGGAGGCGGUCCUCCCAUUUGAAGUAGAGAUCCCAUCAUUGAGAGUGAUAAAAGAAGCCGAGUUAGAAGAGGCUGAAUGGAUCCAAGCUCGCUUUGAACAACUGAAUCUUAUUGAAGGAAAAAGGUUGAAUGCGUUGUGCCAUGGUCAGUUAUACCAGAAACGAAUGAAAAAGGCCUUUGACAAGAGAGUACGCCCGCGAGAACUUCAAGAAGGGGACUUGGUGCUUAAAAAGAUUCUACCAAUUCAUAAGGAUUCACGAGGAAAGUGGACUCCGAAUUAUGAAGGUCCUUAUGUUGUGAAGAAGGCAUUCUCAGGAGGUGCCUUAAUUCUUACUAAUAUGGAUGGCGAUGAACUCCCGCAUCCUGUCAAUUCUGACUCGGUCAAGAAGUAUUACGCUUAGAGCCGGUCAGAUAGGUUGAACAGUCAGUUGCAGCCUAUGAAUGAAAAAAGAGAAUACAAAGAAAUGGAAAAAAUGAAUGAAUAAAAAAAAUGAAAAAAAGAGCUCGUUAGGUUGAAAACCUGAAAAGGCGACCUAGGCAAAAAUUAGAGCAAACCCGUGAGCCGAAAACUCGAAAGAUCGGCCCACUUUGAAACAACCAAAGUUGAACAAAGGAGUAAGGACUAAUGUUGAGACAUGAGGCAAAAUGAGAUUGAAGUAAGAAAAGCGAGUCCUCAGAAUGGAGGGGAUCUUCAUGUGGAAAAGUUGCAAGUGAUUAACAGGCUUCGAGAUCUUGGGCAUGAAUGGCUAGCAUUAACACCGAAAGGGUGUCACUUUGUUCGUGCGUCAUCAGCUUCUAGCCUUUUCUUUCCCAAACUUUUGUCAUCUUUCUCCCACUAUGAAUAUUAUCAUUGUAAACACAACUCCCUUUCUUUGAAUAUCACAUGAAUAUUUGUUGUUCAACUUGUAUUUGUUUGGUGAACAUAUAUUUUAUUUAAGAGGUGAGUCUAUUCCUAAUUAAAGGCUUUCUGUUCGCCUCGAGCAUUUGGGGCAUGUCCAGAAGAAGGGUGUAUGUGAUCAGGGGAUUAAAAAAAAUAUAUAUAUAAAAAAGGAGAAGAGAGCAUCUGAUGCAAAUAUCACAAGGUUCAUGAGGAAUCACUGUUGUUCUUAAGGAAAGUUGAUCCAAGUGUCCCGCAACAUUCGAUACUGCAAGGAUGGGGGAUC